This is a messenger RNA of Aspergillus campestris IBT 28561, 1893 nucleotides long. RefSeq names its product lysophospholipase family protein. The transcript has 3 exons. Gene Ontology annotation, cellular component: cytosol; intracellular membrane-bounded organelle. NCBI's taxonomy places the organism in Eukaryota, Fungi, Ascomycota, Eurotiomycetes, Eurotiales, Aspergillaceae. The record is from RefSeq and is a predicted model, not a curated record. Gene Ontology annotation, molecular function: A2-type glycerophospholipase activity. Gene Ontology annotation, biological process: glycerophospholipid catabolic process. Bases 1 to 1893 code for a protein of 630 amino acids.
AUGAGGGCCCCCUUCGCUGCCACUGCCGUUGCUGUGGCCGGUCUGCUGUCGGAGCACAAGGCUCUGCUGAACCGUGCGUUGCCAAAUGCGCCCGAGGGCUACGUGCCGACGGAGGUCGAUUGUCCUACCAAUCGCCCGAGCAUUCGUAGUGCUGCGAAGCUCUCGCCGCACGAAUCGUCGUGGCUGAAGAGCAGACGGGAGAAGACCAAGCCCGCUCUGAAGGAUUUCUUCGGCCAUGUGAAGAUCAAGGACUUCGAUGCGGCCGGGUACAUCGAUCGCACCGCGAGCGACAGCCCCGACCUGCCCAACAUUGGCAUCGCGGUGUCUGGUGGUGGGUACCGUGCGCUCAUGACGGGUGCCGGUGCGCUGCAUGCGUUUGAUAGUCGCACAGAGAACUCCACCGCCACGGGCCAGCUCGGUGGUCUGCUGCAGUCUGCCACCUAUCUGGCCGGUCUGAGUGGAGGCGGCUGGUUGGUGGGUUCUGUCUACCUGAACAACUUCACCACUAUCUCCUCGCUGCAAACCACCGGUGAGGGCGACGUGUGGCAAUUCGAGAACACCAUCUUUGAGGGCCCCGAUGACGACAGCCUCCAGCUUUUCGAUUCGAUCGACUACUUCAAGAAUAUCGAGAAGGCCGUGUCGGCCAAGGAGGAUGCCGGGUUCAACACCUCGAUCACGGAUUACUGGGGACGCGCGCUGGCCUACCAGAUGAUCAACGCCACCGACGGCGGCAUUGACUACACCUGGUCGUCGAUCGCCGAAAUCGAGGCGUUCAAGAGUGGCGACAUGCCGCUGCCCGUGUUGGUGGCCGAUGGUCGAUUCCCCGGUGAACUCGCCAUCAGCACCAACACCACCGUCUUCGAGUUCACCCCGUGGGAGUUCGGCACGUACGAUCCUACCAUCUACGGGUUUGCUCCCCUGAAAUACGUGGGCACCAAGUUCGUGGGCGGAUCCAUCCCCAAGGACGAGAAGUGUGUGCGCGGCUACGACAAUGCCGGCUUCAUCAUGGGCACCUCGUCGAGUCUGUUCAACCAGGCCUUCUUGAAGGUCAAGGACUCCGACUCCAUUCCUUCUUUCCUGAAGAAGGGGCUCCUCAACAUCCUGGGCGGCAUCGGCGAGGACGACGACGAUAUUGCCGUGUACACGCCGAACCCCUUCUACCAAUACCGCCCCGAGUCGGACCCGAACUCGCACCAGAAGGAACUGGACGUCGUCGACGGCGGAGAAGAUCUGCAGAACCUUCCCCUGCACCCGCUCAUCCAACCCGAGCGCCAUGUGGAUGUGAUAUUCGCGGUGGACGCCUCCGCCGACACCACCUACAGCUGGCCCAACGGCACGGCCCUCAUCGCCAGCUACGAGCGCAGUCUAAACAAGACCGGCAUUGCCAACGGCACGGCCUUCCCAGCCAUCCCAGACGCCAACACCUUCGUGAACAACGGGCUCAACGCGCAACCGACCUUCUUCGGCUGCGACAGCUCCAACCAGACGAGCGCCACCCCCUUGAUCGUGUACCUGCCCAACUCCCCCUACACGUCGUUCGGGAACUGGUCCACCUUCGAGCCCAAGUACACCAACUCGGACCGCGACAACAGCAUCAUCAACGCCCACAACAUGGUGACCAUGGGCAACGGUACCCGCGACGCCGACUGGCCGACCUGCGUGGGCUGUGCCAUCCUCAGCCGCUCGUUCGACCGCACCAAGACCAAGGUCCCCGAGGCCUGCACCCAGUGCUUUGACAAGUACUGCUGGGACGGCAAGACCAACACGACGGCCCCGGCGGAGUACGCGCCCGCCACCGUGCUCGGCGGGAAGACCAGUGCCGGUUCGUUGGCUGGCCCUACAGCCUGGACCGGUAUGGUUGCCGCUGCCGUGGCUCUGUUUGCGCUGGUCUAA